Molecule: messenger RNA, 3208 nt
Organism: Diospyros lotus (date-plum)
Lineage: Eukaryota; Viridiplantae; Streptophyta; Magnoliopsida; Ericales; Ebenaceae
Product: pentatricopeptide repeat-containing protein At1g11290, chloroplastic
Exons: 1
Coding region: 612-3047 (811 amino acids)
Biological process (GO): RNA modification
Molecular function (GO): RNA binding; protein binding; zinc ion binding
Source: RefSeq, a predicted model, not a curated record
CAGCGACAGCGAGAGGUGGCGAAGAGGGAAGAUGCAGCGGCAAUUGGAGAGAGGCGAGGCGGCGACAAUGAUGAUUGAGUCUCUAGUCUCCUCUUCGUUUCUUCCCAGUGCAGCAGGAGCAAUCUGUAAUUGCUGGAGAAUCAUUGUCCCUGCUCAGGACUGGAAGGAGACGAAGAGGUAUAGAACAGCGUAGAUAGACUACCUAUAUGCUGGAGAAGAAGAGGAAGGAACAGGCAGCAAAAGAAGGGAAGGGGAGAGGAGAUGAACGAAAUAGGCGAAGAAACCCAGGAGAGACAGAGAGACUGCCAGAAUGGGCUUCUUGGAGAUGGAUAGAGUGCCCUCAAAUCAAUCAAAUCUAUUAUAAUGAUAUAUGUGUAUAUGUAUAUGUACUUUAUUUAAAUAAUAGAUAUGAUAGGUAGUCGAAUAAACUUUUAUCAAAACACAUGUGUGGCUCGGUUGGUUUGCGACCGCUCUCGCCUCACCUUAUUUUAGGGAACCACGCCCACUUUGAGACCCCCAGUCACCUAUAGUGCUUCGACCUUCGGACAACACUCUUUGUCUUCUCGCCUGGAUAGCAGAACCGGCCGGCGAUCGAAGAGAAAGCCAGCUUAAUGAGUUCACUUCUAUUGCCCCCAACCACCAUAGCAGGCGCAGCUUCACUGAACAACAGCCCAGCUUGGCCCGCUGUAUUGCCGCCCGCUCGAACCCACAUACCCGCCCAUGUCUACAGGCACCCUUCCGCCAUCCUCCUUGAGCUCUGCACCUCCAUGAAAGAACUCCGCCAAAUCCUCCCCUCCAUCAUCAAGCACGGCCUAUAUAAUGAGCACCUCUUCCGCACCAAGCUACUCGGCCUCCUCUGCAAAUUCGGCAGCCUGCGCGACGCCGCUCUGGUUUUCGACCGCACCGAGGACAAAGUCGACUCCCUUUACCACACCAUGCUCCGAGGCCACGCUCGGAACUCGUCUCUGGAAAAUGCUUUGUCCUUCUUCGUCCGAAUGAACCACGAUGGCGUUCGGCCCGUUGUUUACACCUUCACCUAUUUGUUGAAAGCUUGCGGAGAUAGUUCGAAUCUCAGAAAGGGUAAGGAGGUGCACGCUCAGUUAAUUGUUAAUGGGUUCGCGACGGAUUUGUUUGCGAUGGCUAGUGUUGUAAAUUUGUAUGCGAAAUGUAGGUUGGUCGAGGAGGCACGCAAGGUGUUCGACAGAAUGCCUGAGAGGGAUUUGGUCAGUUGGAACACCAUUAUUGCCGGGUACGCGCAGAAUGGAAUGGCAAAUAGAGCAUUGAAAUUGGUCACGACGAUGCAAGUAGGAGGCCAUAGGCCGGAUUCGGUCACGAUUGUUUCGGUUCUGCCAGCUUGUGCUGACAUUGGCUCCCAGAAGAUUGGGAAAUCCGUCCAUGGCUAUGUUUUCAGAGCUGGAUAUGAAUGUCAUGUGAAUGUGUUAACUGCUCUAGUUGAUGUCUACUCUAAAUGUGGGUGUGUGAGGGCUGCUAGGACGAUUUUCGACAACAUGAAAUGCAGGAAUGCAGUGUCUUGGAACUCGAUGAUUGAUGGACAUACACGAAAUGGAGAUUCGAAGGAAGCCUUGGCACUCUUCGACGUGAUGCUGGAUGAAGGGGUAGAACCGACUAACGUCACGAUUAUGGGAGCUUUACAUGCUUGCGGUGAUUUGGGUGACAUUAGCAAAGGCCAAUUCAUUCAUAAGUUGCUAAAUCAGUUGCAACUUUCUUCUGAUGUUUCAGUGAUGAACUCUUUGAUCUCAAUGUACUCCAAGUGUAAACGUAUUGAUAUGGCUUCUGAAAUAUUUGAGAACCUACAAGGUAAAACGCUCGUCUCCUGGAACGCUAUGAUAUUAGGCCAUGCACAAAAUGGGCGUGUGACCGAGGCUGUGAACCUUUUCUGCAAAAUGCACCAGCAAAACAUUAAGCCGGACUCAUUCACAAUGGUGAGUGUGAUCUCGGCUCUUGCUGAAUUAUCGGUUUUACGGAAGGCAAGGUGGAUCCACGGCCUUGUUAUAAGAACUUGCCUGAGGAACGUUUUUGUGAUGACCGCUCUUGUUGACAUGUAUGCAAAAUGUGGGGCGGUUAGUACUGCACGAAAGCUGUUUGACAUGAUGGAUGAGCGGCAUGUUACAACCUGGAAUGCGAUGAUAGAUGGUUAUGGCACACACGGGCUUGGAAGAGCUGCAGUAGAAUUGUUCAACGAAAUGAGGCAAGGGCCUAUAAAGCCGAAUGACAUAACAUUUCUGUGCAUCAUCUCGGCUUGCAGCCACUCGGGUCUUGUAGAAGAAGGCCGGAGCUAUUUCAGAAUCAUGAAGGAAACUUAUGGCCUGGACCCUUCAAUGGAUCAUUACGGAGCCAUGGUGGACCUGCUUGGUCGAUCGGGCCAUCUCAACGAGGCUUGGGACUUCAUCCAAGACAUGCCUGUCGAGCCCGCCAUAAACGUCUACGGGGCGAUGCUGGGUGCUUGCAAGAUCCACAAGAAUGUCGAUUAUGGGGAGAAGGCGGCCGGGAAACUAUUCGAAUUAGAUCCCGAGGAAGGGGGUUACCAUGUGUUGCUUGCUAACUUAUACGCCACGGCCUCUAUGUGGGACAAGGUGGCCAAAGUCAGGACCACCAUGGAGAAGAAGGGGCUUCAGAAAACCCCCGGCUGCAGCCUGGUGGAUCUGAGAAACGAAGUCCAUGCUUUUUACUCCGGCAGCACGAGCCACCCCCAGUCCCAAAAGAUAUACGCUUUUCUGGAACAGCUGAUCGAGAAGAUCAAGGCUGCUGGGUACGCGCACGACAACAACUCGAUCCACGACGUGGAACCGGGGGUUCAGGAGCAGCUGCUCAACAGCCAUAGCGAGAAGCUGGCAAUUGCAUUUGGACUGAUGAAUACCAGGCCGGGCACCACCAUUCACAUCAGGAAGAACCUGAGGGUGUGUGGCGAUUGCCAUAAUGCCACCAAGUUCAUUUCGCUGGUGACUGGACGGGAAAUCGUCGUGAGGGACAUGCACCGGUUCCACCAUUUCAGAGGUGGGGUGUGCUCUUGCGGAGAUUAUUGGUGAGAGAUGUCCUGUCUUCUUUGCUCGAUACAAGUAUAGAAUUUUUUAAUAAUAACGGGGAAAUUGGCUUGUAAAAUGUCGAUGAUAUUCAAAUUGUAUUGUACGGUUACUUUAUUCCUUUUGUUUUUCUAAUAAUAAUAAUAAAAGGCAUGAGAAUGAAUCAC